AUUCAUUUGUCAGUUUAAUGUUUACUUUCUAUUAGCUACAAAUUCAGUCGGCAGUUCAGUGCACGGUGUUCAAAUGGCCAAGAUUCGCGACCUGCCCGAAGAAGUCCUACUUCUAAUCUUCAGCUUCCUCAAACUGCGCGAUCGCAAGGUCGUAGCUCGCGUAUCCCGACUAUGGAACCGGCUCGCUUUCUCCGAUCGCCCAAUGCGGUCGAUCUCGCUCCACGCAGUGGACUACCUCAACGCCAAGGAACGCAAGAUCCUGCUCAAAAGCAGUCGCUGCUACCGCAACCUCACGCUGGAAUGGACCGAAGCGUCCAGUGAAGCCUUCUGCGUUCAAGUUCUGGACAAGUUCGGCUCGGAACUGACCUCGCUGAGGCUGUCCACGUACGUGAUUACACUGCCACUGUUGGUGAGAUUCCUGUUGAAGACGCACAAGCUGCGCGAACUCAUCAUCGAGGGAAGUCUGUGCAGCGAAGAGUGUGACAUGGUUGUGCCCGAGUUUGGGGAUUUGCGAUCGCUGGAACUGACUCAGCGCGGGUAUGAAUCGGAGCUGCGAGAGUUAGUACCAACAUUGUUUCCCAAUCUGACUUCGUUGGACGUGGUCGGAGCGGAGAAUGCCUCACUAGACUUAAUUCGGUUCUAUAGCAAGCAACUCAAGUGCCUGCACGUCCUCUUGGAAGGUUCCCAGCUUCAGAAGUUCUCCGAACUCGAGAACUUCGAAAACCUGCAACAACUAAACGUUCAUUGGCCGCAAAUCAUCGACCCAAAGUACAGUGUGGCCUGUUUCCAGCAGAUGAAGAACGUCAAAAGUGCGUCCAUAUCGGGGCCCGUCAACGAGGACACCUUGCUCUCGAUUUCUAAGUGGAGUCAGCUAACGCAUCUUUGCAUCAACGUGCAGUUGAUGAAGGCGAGCACGUUCAAGAGCGUCGCCGAUAUCAAGAAUCUCAAAAGUCUGAAGCUGCAGGGAUCGGUGAGGGAAAAGUGCUUCCUGAAGGACGUCCGGUUACUGGGUGUUAGAAAGCUAAUUCUGGACGGGGUUUCGACGACGAAUGACUUUUACGAUCAUCUGGCGAGUUUCGUGCCUCACGUGACGUUUCUGAAAAUCUACGAUCACACGUUUGAGAACGCUAGUCUUAUGUUGAUCACGAAAUCGAUGGUGAAUUUGCAAUCGUUGUCACUGGAGUACUGCUAUCAGGUCAAAGAUAACGGGUUUCAGUUUCUAAACUAUCUGAGCGGCCUUAUUGAGCUGCGAUGCUGGUCGGUGCCGAUCUCGGAGAAUGCUUUCCUACGGUUUCCCAAGUGUCCGAAUUUGCGAACGUUCGCCGUUGGAGGUAGUGGAUGGAUCACCAACAAAUCCGUGCUGGACAUCCCGAAGGCAUUCCCCAACCUAACCGAGCUGAACGUGAUCGACUGCUUCAAGGUGGACGAGGACACAAUCUACGAACUUCGCGAACGGAUGCGCAAAUGCGCCGUCGUGAAGCUGAAAAAGCUGGAACCGGAUCGGGAAGCGGAAGCCCCUUGGGCCAAGUGUUGGUAAUGAGAUAUUAGUGGUUGUUUUA
This is a messenger RNA of Culex quinquefasciatus (southern house mosquito), 1559 nucleotides long. RefSeq lists its product as uncharacterized. Bases 74 to 1537 code for a protein of 487 amino acids. NCBI's taxonomy places the organism in Eukaryota, Metazoa, Arthropoda, Insecta, Diptera, Culicidae. Gene Ontology annotation, biological process: SCF-dependent proteasomal ubiquitin-dependent protein catabolic process. Gene Ontology annotation, cellular component: SCF ubiquitin ligase complex. Gene Ontology annotation, molecular function: protein binding. The record is from RefSeq and is a predicted model, not a curated record. The transcript is spliced from 3 exons.